GACAUGUUCCGCUGUGUCGGUAAGGUACUAAUCGACGUUGCACCAACACCGAUCACAGGUAACAUGGGGCAGGAGUGUUUCGGAGCUCAUCUCCGAAAUACUUUAUAAACUCAACAAAGUAAGUAUCUACGAGAGCAACCACGAUGCUGGUUGCAUACGUCUCGACAGCGACGCUUGUCCCAGUUUUCAAACCUCGUGCAACCGUCUUCCUUAGAGCAAGAUGGUACAGUACUCCUGCGGAACUUCCACUACCCAAUAAGUCGAAGGUGUGGAAGUCUGUCGACGAAGCAGUUAAAGAUGUGAAGUCAGGAGAUGUCCUUUUGUGUGGUGGUUUUGGUUUGGCCGGCGUGCCAGACACGCUGCUUUCCGCCUUGGUCAAGCGCAAGGACGUUACAAAGCUAACAGGAGUUUCCAAUAAUGCUGGCGCAGGCGAUUCCGGACUUGGAAAGUUGUUCAACAGCAAGCAGAUAGAUAAGGUCGUUGCUUCAUACCCUGGAGGAAACAAGGCCUUCGAGGCUCUAUAUCUCAAGGGCGAGGUGUCUUUGGAGCUAUGCCCCCAAGGUACACUCGUCGAGCGUCUCCGUGCCCAUGCCGCUGGUAUCCCAGCCUUCUUCACCCCUACUGGAGCGUCAACAGCAGUAGAGGAAGGUUCUAUCCCAACACGAUACAACGAAGGAGGAUUUGCCAAUGGAGUCAAGAUACCAGGUAUUAAGAAAGAAUCACGGGAAUUUGGAGGCCGCAAGUAUAUCAUGGAACCGGCCAUUGCUGGCGAUGUCGCUUUCGUUCGUGCAUGGAAAGUCGAUGAGGCUGGCAACUGCGUUUUUCGGUACACACAGCAGAAUUUUAGCACGGUCAUGGCGAAGAAUGCAAAACUCACGAUAGUGGAGGCGGAUCAAAUCGUGCCCACUGGCUCUCUUUCACCCAAUGCCAUUCACGUUCCUGGAAUUUAUGUCGAUCGGGUUGUUCAGUCCACCGCACCAAAGCAAAUAGAGCAUAUCAAGCUUGCGCCAAGCCCAUCAUCUUCUGCUGAACAGUCUACUCUGAGUGCUGAGAAAGAAUUCGCACAGAAGAUGCGUCAUCGUACUGCAAAGCGCGCCGCCAAGGAGCUCAAGGAUGGAUUCUACGUAAACCUCGGCAUUGGCAUACCUACUCUCAUUCCCGCGUACCUCGAACCCGGCGUGCGCGUUUGGCUGCAAAGCGAGAAUGGCAUUCUCGGCAUGGGGCCAUACCCUACGGCAGAGCAAGUGGAUCCGGAUCUCAUCAAUGCGGGUAAGGAGACUGUGACCUUGCUGCCGGGCGCCUCGGUUUUCGAUUCAAGUGAAUCAUUCGCUAUGAUUCGCGGUGGUCAUGUCGAUCUCUCCAUUCUUGGAGCUAUGCAAGUCUCGCAAGCCGGCGACAUCGCUAAUUUCAUGAUUCCUGGAAAACUGGUGAAAGGUAUCGGAGGCGCUAUGGAUCUGGUGUCUAACCCCGACAAAACAAAGGUUAUAGUUGUGAUGGAGCACUGUGCGAAGGACGGCAGUCCCAAGAUUUUGAAGGAAUGCAGUCUUCCGCUUACGGGUGCCCGUACUGUCAGCCAAAUUAUCACGGAAUUGGCCGUUUUCGACGUCGACAGGAAGAACGGUCACCUCGAGCUUGUUGAACUCCAGGAAGGCGUAACACUUGAAGAAGUCAAAGCGAAGACCGGCUGCGAUUUCAAAGUACGGAGCGAUCUGAGCAAGCUUUGAUCGCUCUCAGGUUUCGAGGUUAUUAUCAUCGAGCAAACAUUAUUACCAUCGUUUCCUUACAAAAAUUAUUUGUUACAGCACGUAUAUUGUUCUUAUACCACCUAGGUACUUCAAUGGGCGAGUUUAGUAGCUGUCUCCCAGCUGACAUUACCUCAUAUAAAGAUCCACCAUGCACGCUACCAUCUCUAUCGAAGAAAAAAUGCAGACAUCGGUCUCCACACUGCAAAAU
Messenger RNA from Suillus subalutaceus, 1953 nucleotides. RefSeq names its product 3-oxoacid CoA-transferase. Gene Ontology annotation, molecular function: succinyl-CoA:3-oxo-acid CoA-transferase activity. Gene Ontology annotation, biological process: ketone body catabolic process. The transcript is spliced from 11 exons. Bases 144 to 1724 code for a protein of 526 amino acids. NCBI's taxonomy places the organism in Eukaryota, Fungi, Basidiomycota, Agaricomycetes, Boletales, Suillaceae. The record is from RefSeq and is a predicted model, not a curated record.